Messenger RNA from Drosophila suzukii, 937 nucleotides. RefSeq names its product angiopoietin-4-like. The record is from RefSeq and is a predicted model, not a curated record. Lineage: Eukaryota; Metazoa; Arthropoda; Insecta; Diptera; Drosophilidae.
CAGUCGCCUUUCGACAGUUAUUUGGUGAGGGUUAAUAAGACCGAAAUCUCAAGAAAUCGAAGUACGAUUCAAAUCCAAAAUUGAAUCUAUCAAUACAGAUCUAACCAAAAUAAAAUGUCCUAUCGCGGUGAUGUAUACUAUGAGGACGACCUAGAUGAACAAGAAGAUGAAGAAAAUGAGAUUGAUGUAUUGAACAGCAAAUUGGAAGAUCUAAAGGCUAAACUAGUAGAGAAGGAACGAGAGGUUUUUGAUCUUAAGAGCGCCCUUAAAGUCCAUACCGAACUAGGUCCAUCUGGUCCCCAUAAGGGUCCUCUUGUAUUCCUAAACCACUCGAAGAUCCCCGGCCUUCGAUACGUCUCUACGAUUGGCGACAGACCCUUUGCGGCUAUUUUCGAGGAUAUUUCCACCGAAGGUCCUAACUGGAUGGUAGUUCAUCGUCGGUUAGAUGGAAGUGAAGAUUUUGGCGCACAGCAGGAUCAUAGAAAUCCUUUCGGAGACCUAAAUGGAGAGUUCUUUCUGGGCUUGAAGAUUCUACAUAGCGCGACUAGUCGUUGCAGGCACGAACUGUACAUUGAACUCGAUGACUUUCAUGAUGUAAGGGCAUUUGCCAAAUACGAUCACUUUGAGGUGGGAAGUGAGAAUGAGCACUUCCGAUUGAAAUCCUUGGGCGCCUACACGGGAAAUGCUGGCGAUGCUUUGCACAGCCAUUUGAAUCACAAGUAUGUGUCCAUAGAUGUAAUUAAGGAUGGUGAUCUCAAGGUAUUCGAAUGAUGGAGUAGUGAUGGUUAUAUGUGCAAUUUGAAUGGACCAUAUCAUAAGACGAAAACACCAACUAAUGAGAAUUUGGGUAUUUUCUGGGGUAACUGGUACAAUGGCAAGGGAUACUCGCUGAAGGCUUGCAAAAUGCUGAUAAGACCACACGAUUGGAAAGCAGAGA